GAGAACCUCUCCAACUCCUUCCAAAACCAUCAAAACUUUGGAGAAAUAAAAGCCGGUAAAAAGAUGGGCAAUUGUCUUUGCAGCCGGCAGCCGGUGGUUUGGGCCGACGACAUCGACGACGACAUAGAAGAGCAUUUGAUUCAGACGGAUGAAGUGCGAGGAAUUGCCGAAAGAGUAGAGUCUACUGCAUCAUCGACGACGGAGGUGAGGAUCAGAAUCAGCAAGAAAAAGCUACUGGAGCUGCUGAGAAAAGCGGAUGCUAAAGGCUUAACCGUUGGAGAUGUGAUGAAAGAUCUCAUACAUAUGAGCAUGACAGACUCUAAUGACAUUAUUCACUAUCAUUGGAGGCCCGUGCUCAGAAGCAUUGCGGAAGAGCCCGACGAAUAGAAAUAAAUAUUAGGUGUGUUGAACUCACUUAUGACCAAAAAGAGAGCGUGUAUGUGUGCACAUACUCUCUCCCUGCCCUCUCUCUUCUCUUAUUUGUCGGUCGUAAGUAAUUGCACCACAUCUAAUAUUUAAAUUUAAAUUAAGCCCCAACAUCUUUCUCUUUUUUUUUUAGUUAGAUUCUAUGUAAAUUUAUAAAUAAUUAGAUUAUGAGAUUUGAUUAGAAAUAGAUUGUGAAUAGAACAGGAGA
This is a messenger RNA of Phalaenopsis equestris, 634 nucleotides long. RefSeq lists its product as uncharacterized. The coding region runs from base 64 to 387 and encodes 107 amino acids. Lineage: Eukaryota; Viridiplantae; Streptophyta; Magnoliopsida; Asparagales; Orchidaceae. The transcript has a single exon. The record is from RefSeq and is a predicted model, not a curated record.